Messenger RNA from Arachis stenosperma, 2190 nucleotides. RefSeq names its product polynucleotide 5'-hydroxyl-kinase NOL9. Bases 441 to 1574 code for a protein of 377 amino acids. Gene Ontology annotation, cellular component: nucleus. The transcript has 9 exons. Gene Ontology annotation, biological process: cleavage in ITS2 between 5.8S rRNA and LSU-rRNA of tricistronic rRNA transcript (SSU-rRNA, 5.8S rRNA, LSU-rRNA). The record is from RefSeq and is a predicted model, not a curated record. Gene Ontology annotation, molecular function: polynucleotide 5'-hydroxyl-kinase activity. NCBI's taxonomy places the organism in Eukaryota, Viridiplantae, Streptophyta, Magnoliopsida, Fabales, Fabaceae.
UCAGCUCACUCUCUCAUCACAGAUUCACUCACUCUCACCUCUCUACCUCACUCACCGCAGUUCCGAACGUUCACCGCCGAACACAACGGCAGCCAACGGAGGACGUCACUCGUCACUCCCAUCGCUUGCUCCUCUGCGUCGUCUCGGCGCCGCCAGUGUCUGCUCGCCUCUGCCUUCUUCGUCUUUGUUGUCCUGGCCGCCUUGGCUCCGCUGUUCCUCGCCUGCCUCAGCCUCGUGCCUCUUCUGCCUCUGCUUCCUCCGUCGUCAUCGUGUUGGCUCCUCUGCUGGCUCUGCUCUGCUCUGUAACGGGGCAACACUGCAGCGGCCUCAAGAGUUGGAAAACCGUCCCUGAUUCUGUCUCUGACUUUCUGCUUCUGCACUGUAGUGUAGUCUAAACUUGGCAGCGUGAACAGUUUCAUCCAUACUCCAGAAACUUGAAGAUGAGAUCGAAUGAGAGCCCUUUGACAGAGAUAUACAUACCAGGAGAAUGGUCGGAUGCAGUGGAGUUUAUCGUGUCAAAGUGGAGUCCUCCUCCUAUUGUUUUGAUUUGCGGCGCCAAGAAUUGUGGGAAAACAACGUUUUCCCGCCAUCUCAUGAAUGUGAUGUUGCAGAAUGGCAUGUGUUCCUACGCCAAGGUUGCUUACCUUGACACCGAUGUCGGCCAGCCUGAGUUCACUCCUCCUGGUUUUGUCUCUCUCACCAUUGUUGACAAAGUCACUUCAGAUUUGACAACUCCAUGCCUGAAAACACCGGAGAGGUGCCUUUAUUUUGGUGAUGUGUCUUCUAAAAGAGAUCCAUCAACAUACUUAAAUUAUGUAUUUUCCAUAUUUGAUUACUACCGGAGGGAGUAUUACAUGUUUGAUGAAGAAGACAAUUCUCCUGGGACUCUGGUGCCUCUUAUCGUGAACACUCCUGGCUGGGUGAAAGGCAUUGGUUACGACAUAUUGGUGGAUAUGCUGAAACAUAUUUGCCCCACACAAGUUGUUAAGAUAGGCAUAUCCUCCACAAAUAAGAAUUUGCCUGCUGGAGAAUUCUGGUUAGAUAGGGAACAUGAUGGAACAAUUGACUUAAUCGAGAUAAAGUCAGCUCGGCAAGACUCAUUCAAUAGAUCGGUGCUUGUUCAAAAGGAUGCACAUCUCUUGCGUGAUUUACGAAUAAUGGCUUAUUUUAGACAGUGCUUCCCUGGUGAUUCAGAUAUUUCUACUAUCAAAGAACUUGCAAAUUCCUUGGCCUCUCACUGCCCUUAUGAAGUUCCCAUUGCAAGCAUAAAGAUUCGACAUCUUCAUUGUGAGGUCCGAAGCUCUGAAAUAUUCUACAGUUUGAAUGCUAGUAUUGUUGGCUUAACAGUUGAUUCUGAAGAACCUGAAGGUUUACCUUGGUGUCUUGGCCUUGGGAUUGUGAGGGGAAUUGACACAGUCAGAGGUGUGCUCUAUGUGAUUACACCUGUGCCGCAUAGUUCUCUAGAAAGGGUCAACCUCCUCCUACAGGGUUAUAUACAAAUUCCUACCUGCUUAUUGCAAGUUUAUGGAUGCAUAUCACCUUACAUGACAGCGAAUGCUUUGACCACAAGCUAGUUAAUAGUUAUCGUCUUGAGUUGGUAAAGAUGACCAUUGCAGUAACAUAGCCGUACUAGGCUUCUUGAUUACUGUAGAUGCUUCCUUUUCCAUGGAACAAUCUCCCAGGAUAAUAAUUAUAUGUGUUCGAUUGAGAGUUUGUUUCCUAGGUGGAAAAAUAUAACAACUUUGGGAAUUGGGAUGCUAAUUCGUUUCUCUGAAAUAUAAUAAUAGAAAAUUGGAUUAGCUUACUAGUGUUCUGAAUUCCGUUUAGCAAUAAUUGUCUUGCAUAAAGCUUGCAAGCUAUCAUUUACUUUACCAAUGAUAAGAACCAGAAACUUUAGUAGCUAAAUUGAUGAGUUGAAUUAGAGAUGAAUAUGUUUGGGGAACUAUGACGUUGAUAACGAUUCAUAUUUGCGAGUUUUGUGGAGUUAGGUAACUAAGAUUUUUCUUUUCCUAGGGUUUUAAAGCCAAGGAGUUGUGUUAUUCAUGGGUGAAGAUUGAGAGUGGAGUUGUGUAACCUAAACAGCUAAUCUCAUUAUAUUGAUCAUGUGUAAACUUCAAUUGCAAAUUAGGGCCAACACAACAUCUUGCAUAUUUAUUGCUGAGUAGUUCCCAUAACACCCGUCACAUUUGA